UCCAAAAAGUGCAAAUGAAAUUCGUCGGUUUUGAACUCAAGAUUGAGCAUGUAAAUAAAUUUUUAAAUUUCCAACAUGACGCAAAUCCUAGGCAACGAAAGACAAGGACUAGUGUUUGAAAUUGUGUCAGCAAGAAUAUGUGAUGAAGUUGAAGAAAAGAAACACGUAACUUACACUCUGCAGGUGCGUCAUAUAUCAGGAAACGACGAUUUAAGCCCUUCUGUGAUCGAACGACGCUAUACUCAUUUUCUCAAUUUAUACAAUGCUUUAAAAAAAGAACAGCCUCAAUUAAUGGCUAACAUAAUUUUUCCCAAGAAAGUUCUCAUGGGAAAUUUUGAUAACGAACUGAUCUCUACAAGAAGCACAGGAUUUGAAUCACUUCUAAAACACAUUUCAACUGAAUCAAAGCUACGAUCAUCUAAAGCCUUAUUAGAUUUUCUCCAAAGCGUUGAAUUGGAGAAAGCUAAAAGUUACCUUGAGAAAAAUGAUUUUUUGCAAGCCUUACCACUGCUUGAAAAUAAUUUUAAAUUAUUAAACAAAGUGCUUACUGAUAGAUCUCCUGCAGUGUUGAUAGCUUUAUGUAGAUUGUUAGGAUGCUGUAUGUCAAUUCCAGGUUGUUUACAUUCCCAGAAAUGGGCAGAUUUAGCUUUACAUAGAUAUGAGGGCGUCAGCGACAGUGAUUUAUUGGAAUUAUAUGUACCAUUACUAAACGUCUGCACGAAAAUUUGGUGGCAAGCUGGAAGAAACAAGGACGUCCUUGAGUAUAGAUUACAAGAGUUGAAACGCCAAGGUGUCAAAGUUGGAGAACAGUCUUCACUAUUAGAUAAAGUGAAUAUAGUAGAGGAGAAAAUAUUUAAAUCUUGAGUCAUUUUAGUGUGGAGUACUUACUACGUCACCCUUUAUUUUACUCAUAUAUAUAUACCUUUAGAAAUAUAUAUUUAUUUGUAAAUUUUAUAGAAUUGACUGAUAUUAAUUAUGAAUAUCUAGCAAUAUGUAUGUAUUGUUUACUGUUUAUGAUGCCUGGAUUCAGAAUAAAGCUUUAAUUAUAUACAUUACCAAAUAAAUAUACUUGAAACUCACAGA
Messenger RNA from Zophobas morio, 1083 nucleotides. RefSeq names its product sorting nexin-21 (gene Snx21). Gene Ontology annotation, molecular function: phosphatidylinositol phosphate binding. Gene Ontology annotation, cellular component: early endosome membrane. NCBI's taxonomy places the organism in Eukaryota, Metazoa, Arthropoda, Insecta, Coleoptera, Tenebrionidae. Gene Ontology annotation, biological process: protein transport. The transcript is spliced from 2 exons. The record is from RefSeq and is a predicted model, not a curated record. Bases 76 to 864 code for a protein of 262 amino acids.